GGCUUCGCGGGCUCCUACUCCAGCCCCUACCCUGCCUACAUGGCCGACGUGGGCGCGUCCUGGGCCGCGGCCGCAGCUGCCUCCGCCGGCCCCUUCGACGGCCCAGUGCUGCACAGCCUGCCGGGCCGGGCCAACCCCGCUGCGCGACACCCCAACCUCGUAGAUAUGUUUGAUGACUUCUCAGAGGGCAGGGAGUGUGUCAACUGCGGGGCCAUGUCCACGCCACUGUGGAGGCGCGACGGGACGGGACACUACCUAUGCAAUGCCUGCGGCCUCUACCACAAGAUGAACGGCAUCAACCGGCCCCUCAUCAAGCCCCAGCGCAGGCUGUCCGCCUCCCGCCGAGUGGGCCUGUCCUGUGCCAACUGCCAGACGACCACCACCACGCUGUGGCGCCGCAACGCCGAGGGGGAGCCCGUGUGCAACGCCUGCGGCCUCUACAUGAAGCUCCACGGGGUCCCCAGGCCUCUUGCCAUGCGGAAAGAGGGGAUUCAAACCAGAAAACGGAAGCCCAAGAACCUGAAUAAAUCAAAGACACCAGCAGGUCCUUCGGGCAGCGAGAGCCUUCCGCCCACCAGCAGCGCUUCCAGCAGCUCCAGCAAUGCCACCAGCAGCAGCAGUGAGGAGAUGCGCCCCAUCAAGACAGAGCCCGGCCUGUCCUCUCACUACGGGCACAGCAGCUCCAUGUCCCAGGUGCGCCCGCAGACAUUCGCGGUCAGUGCUGUGUCUGGCCAUGGGCCCUCCAUGCACCCUGUCCUGUCCGCCCUGAAGCUGUCCCCGCAAGGCUAUGCGUCUCCUGUCAGCCAGUCGCCGCAGGCCAGCUCCAAGCAGGACUCUUGGAACAGCCUGGUCUUGGCUGACAGUCACGGGGACAUAAUCACUGCAUAAUCCUCCCCUAUCCUCAAGUUCCUGCACGGACCUGGGACCUGGGGGUCCCCUGGGUCACCCUCUGUCUGGGAGUGACUCUGGAACAGCUGGGAAGAACUUGAAGCCAGUGAUGGCUUGGGGAAGUGGAGGCUGGAUUUCCUCAGGCGCCUUCGGAGCGGGCACUAGAAGGAGAAGCCCCUGACAUGGAGCGGGGCCUACAUGAAGACUUCUUUCCUGUUUCCACCCUGACUGGGACAGGAUGUCAUCCGCCCCUGCCUCCCUCCACUGUGUCCCCAGCACCAGUGCUGGCAGGGCAGUGCCCUGGGACCCCUGCAGCCAGCAGAGGGCCUCUGCCACUGUUGCAUGGGAUGACAGCCGCUUUGGCAGUCCCUGCCCUCACCCAACACUCCCUGAGGCGCGUGCAUCCUUGCACCCUCCAAUACCAGAUCCGACUCCAAGAUUCCUGGGUGCGACACCCGAUUGCUUCCUGGGCCGUUAGCCACUGCCUGGGCUAGCACCAUCCAAGCACUACUCGGCAGGGCCUCCUCAUCUCUUCCUGGUGGAGGCCUCCUUCCUCCACACCCCAGGACCUCUGACGUGAAAACCCCCAUGCAAAAAAGAAGUCAGUGAGUGCCUGGACAGCACCCUCAGCCCGCCCCCAGCUCCUCCUCUGUUCAGCCAUCACACACAGCCAGAGAGUCCAGAGGAGCAGCAAACCCCUCUCCUGCUAAGGCAGCUUUGGCGGCUGCUCAGCUGUGCUCAACCUCCUCUGGAGGGGCACUGAGUGGGCACGGUCCUGCUCCAAGGAGGACUCCUUCCUGCCUGCCUUUCUGCCCCCAAGCCUCUGUCUCCUGGGGCCUGGGCUGGCACGCUAGACUUUGCAAGGUAAAUCAGAAAGCAAGCAAACAACAAAGCGAAGCUCAUGGAAAGAAAGAGACCAGUGUGGGCACUGAGGGGACAUGAGUGCGGCUUGCGCCUCCCCUGGAGUGGUCUUCGUGUGGCCUGCACUGGGCUCAGGAGGACUUCUCCCUUAACCCUGUUGCCACAGAGCUGUAGCUGACUGUGGCAUUACUUCAUCCUUCCCCAAACACCUGGCCCUGCCCCUGAGCCUUACUGGCCGUAGCAGAGAAUAUCUUUGAAGCAAAAUUCUGUUUUAAUCAUCAUUUACACCGUUUUUCUCCCUAAAGGCCUCCCUCCUGUGCCUCCCUAACCCACAAACCUGUUAACAUUGUCUUAAGGUGAAAUGGCUGUAAAAUCAGUAUUUAACUAAUAAAUUUAUCUAUAUCCCUCUG
Molecule: messenger RNA, 2159 nt
Organism: Octodon degus (degu)
Lineage: Eukaryota; Metazoa; Chordata; Mammalia; Rodentia; Octodontidae
Gene: Gata4
Product: GATA binding protein 4
Exons: 6
Coding region: 40-888 (282 amino acids)
Biological process (GO): positive regulation of transcription by RNA polymerase II; cell fate commitment; negative regulation of transcription by RNA polymerase II
Molecular function (GO): DNA-binding transcription factor activity, RNA polymerase II-specific; zinc ion binding; RNA polymerase II cis-regulatory region sequence-specific DNA binding
Source: RefSeq, a predicted model, not a curated record